AUGGUUUGUUUCAUUUUUCAAUCAAUAAAUAUAAUGCCUUAUAAUAAAUUUAACAUUUAUAUGCUUGUAGGUUUAUUUGAUAAAUAUAAGAAAAUAUUUGAAGAAUAUAAUGAAAAAACUUAUUUUAAUCCUCAAACAUUAUGUAAAGCUUUCGAAGAUGAUUACGGUAAUAAUGAAAAUUUUCUUCACAUCUGCCAAAGAGGAUCAUAUUUUUUAGGUAAACUGGAAAAAGAUAAAUUGAGUCAAAAUAUAUAUGUAGGUUGUAUAUACUUAUAUUUUUGGUUAUAUGAUUACAAACAUACGAAUAAUUAUAAUGUGGAUAUGAAAAAUCUUUAUGAUAUCGUGCUUACUGUAUCUAAUAGUAUUACCGUAGAAAACAUAUGCCAGCAUUAUAAGAAUUAUCUUAACGACAAUAUAUAUCAAAAGCUUAAAGAUAUUUAUGAUUUGAAUAUUAAGCUUAUGAAAUUCUUAAAUGAAAAUUAUGAACAUUCUAAUGUUAAUAAAUGUAAAUUUGCUAAGGAGUUCGCUCAAUUGUACAUGAGAUACGAGAAUAUAUGUUCACAAAAUAAUUACCCUGAUUUCUGUAAUGCAUUAAAAAAUGCUAAAAUGCAAUACAGUGAUGAAAUGAAUAAGAUAACAUGUGAUAAUUUUGAAUAUAAAUUUUUACCCACCUUUCAAAUACAUAAUAAAUCAUUUCCUAAAUUGACUACAAUUAUUGGAUUUUUUAUAAUGCCUUUCUUUUUAUUUAUUUUAUAUAAGUUCACCCCAUUUGGUUCACUCCUGCGCUGUGAGAUUCUAAAGAAAAGGAAUGAGUGGAAUAAUAAAAAUAAGGAAUGGAAUAUUAAGCAAUCAUUUGAAAUAUCCAACAGUGUUUCAAGGGAUGGAAUAUAUAAUGUAUUAUAUAAUUCAUCUUAA
This is a messenger RNA of Plasmodium gonderi, 915 nucleotides long. RefSeq names its product variable surface protein. Lineage: Eukaryota; Apicomplexa; Aconoidasida; Haemosporida; Plasmodiidae. The record is from RefSeq and is a predicted model, not a curated record. The transcript is spliced from 3 exons. The coding region runs from base 1 to 915 and encodes 304 amino acids.